Messenger RNA from Haemorhous mexicanus (house finch), 2117 nucleotides. RefSeq names its product DNA polymerase epsilon 2, accessory subunit (gene POLE2). The record is from RefSeq and is a predicted model, not a curated record. The transcript has 17 exons. Gene Ontology annotation, molecular function: DNA binding. Gene Ontology annotation, biological process: error-prone translesion synthesis; DNA-templated DNA replication. NCBI's taxonomy places the organism in Eukaryota, Metazoa, Chordata, Aves, Passeriformes, Fringillidae. Bases 490 to 1959 code for a protein of 489 amino acids. Gene Ontology annotation, cellular component: epsilon DNA polymerase complex.
GCUGGGCUCUGGUGCUGCCCCAGGUGGAUCCAUGGAGGAGAUCCUUGGAAUAAAUCCCUGCUUUAUUCUGGGACUCCAUCCAGCCUCUGCUCUAGGGCAGCCUGCACAAGGCACUACAGGUUGCUCCUUGGAGCCUUUGUUCUCAUGGCUGGGCCUCCAGGGGGCCCUGAACAGAAUCUGGAAUUCUGGAAUUCAGCUGCUGGGGUUGUGUGUUGGGUGUGCUGCAGGUGGAAUAUUAACCAACACUUCUGGCCAUGCUUUAUUUGCUUUGCUCUAGAUGAAAGUUAUCUCAAGUUGCUUUUGUUCCUUUCUUUUCUGAAAGCACUUUGGGAAAGUUUUCCUCUGGGGUGCCUGCUCCUGCUUUUUUAUUUCAUUUUUUGAAGCCCUGAUUGAUUUCCCUUCUGUGAUAACAAAGUGUGGAGCAAUUACUGGAGUUUCUGAGAACUUUGUGAUCCUGAUGGAUGUGUUUCCUUUCGUGUUCACAUCGGGAUGCAAAGCAUGAAAAGAGAUGGUUUGCUGGGCAUGUCAAUUAGAUCCUGUCAUCUCCCAGCCUCUCAGGAUGGAGAAAAUUUGGGUUUAACUUUGCUCCUUGCCAUUGGAAUCUUUAUGAUGCAGAUGGUAGAAAAUGUUUUCAACAUCAUUGGAGCCUUUGACAUUCCACGUUACAUUUAUAAUUCCGAAAGAAAGAAGUUUCUGCCCCUGUCCAUGACUGACCUGCCUAGGCCGAGUUUGUUUGGGACUGCCAGGGACAAGGCGGAGCUGUUCCGGGAGCGCUACUCCAUCCUCCAGCAGAGGACUCACAGACAUGAGCUGUUCACUCCUUCACCAGUUGAUGCUCAUCCUGAUGAUAGCAAGAACAAAUUCCAGCUAAAGACAGUAGAAACUCUCUUGGGCAGUGCAGCUAAAGUGGCAGAAGUGAUUGUGCUUGGGAUGAUCACUCAGCUCAAGGAGGGGAAAUUUUUCCUAGAAGACCCCACAGGAGUGGUCCAGCUGGACCUUAGUAAAGCACAGUUCCACAAUGGGUUAUACACUGAAUCCUCCUUUGUUCUGGCAGAAGGUUGGUAUGAAGAUGAAGUUUUUCAUGUGAACGCUUUUGGAUUUCCGCCCACUGAGCCUUCUGCUACCACGAGAGCCUUCUAUGGGAAUAUCAACUUCUUUGGAGGGCCUUCCUCAUCAUCAGUAAAGGCUUCUGCAAAGCUGAAGCAGCUGGAGGAGGAGAAUGAGGAUGCCAUGUUUGUGUUUGUGUCUGAUGUGUGGCUGGACCAAGCAGAAGUGCUGGAAAAGCUUCACGUGAUGUUUUCAGGUUAUUCCUCUGCACCUCCCACCUGCUUUUUCUUCUGUGGAAAUUUUUCAUCUGCACCAUAUGGCAGGAAUCAGAUCCAGUCCCUGAAAGGUUCUCUGAAGGCUCUGGCAGAUAUUAUCUGUGAAUAUCCCAGCAUCCAUAAAAGUAGUCGAUUUGUGUUUGUCCCUGGUCCUGAAGAUCCUGGCCCUGGUUCCAUUUUACCAAGACCCCCCCUGGCUGAAAAUAUCACUCAGGAAUUCAGACAGCUGGUGCCAUUUUCAGUUUUCACCACAAAUCCCUGCAGGGUUCAGUACUGCACCCAAGAAAUCAUUAUUUUUCGGGAAGAUUUGGUCAAUAAAAUGUGCAGGAACUGUGUUCGCUUCCCAAGCAGCACCAUGGACAUUCCCAACCAUUUUGUGAAGACCAUUCUGUCCCAGGGCCACCUGAGCCCGCUGCCGCUCUACGUCAGCCCCGUGUUCUGGGCCUACGAUUACUCCCUGCGCGUUUAUCCCCUGCCAGACCUGCUGGUCACUGCUGACAAACACGACCCCUUCUCUGUCACCAGCAGCGACUGCCUCUGCAUCAACCCCGGUUCGUUUCCCAGGAGUGGAUUUUGCUUCAAGGUGUUCUACCCCUCCAACAAGACAGUUGAAGACAGCAAGCUUCAAGGACUCUGAAUUUCUGUGGCACUGAAAAAAAGCAGUGAACCCGUGGGAAGCCACCUGUAUUUUUUUUUCCAUGCCUUAGUUUUGCCAUGUAUUGUGGACUUUUUAUAAAAAAUGCCAAAGUCAAAACCGAUUUGUUUUGUACACAAAUAAACUUUUACAGGAAAAGA